AUGACCCUCAACUGCAGAGGCCUGAACAUCCCGGAACGCCGCUCCCACCUACUGAGGGUGUUACGACGGAAACACAUAUCUAUAGCUAUGCUGCAGGAGACGCACUUUAAGGAGGGAGCAGCCCCCAAACUCCGAAGCACAUACCACCCCAUUAGCUAUCUCAACAACCACCCGGAGACACGCCGAGCAGGG
Molecule: messenger RNA, 192 nt
Organism: Pelobates cultripes (western spadefoot toad)
Lineage: Eukaryota; Metazoa; Chordata; Amphibia; Anura; Pelobatidae
Source: the annotation of a GenBank genome assembly